Molecule: messenger RNA, 3984 nt
Organism: Topomyia yanbarensis
Lineage: Eukaryota; Metazoa; Arthropoda; Insecta; Diptera; Culicidae
Exons: 1
Coding region: 1-3984 (1327 amino acids)
Biological process (GO): DNA integration
Molecular function (GO): nucleic acid binding
Source: RefSeq, a predicted model, not a curated record
AUGUCCGUGGCUGAACGCUUGAAAGCAAUUGACAAGCUAAAACUAUGUGGUCUCUGCUUGAAUAAUCACGGCAAUAAUCGUUGCAACUGGCGCUGUACUGUGAAACACUGCGGCGGAACUCAUCACUACUUGUUGCAUCGGAGGGAAGAGUCGGUGCAGUUGAUGGAAGUGGCGUGUAACUCACACAAGAACGUGUAUAGUGCAGUGAUAUUUCGUAUGGUACCAGUGACGCUGAUCGUAGGAAAGAUAAGUGUCAAAACUGUAGCAUUUCUAGAUGAAGGUUCAUCCAGCACGCUAAUAGACGAGAGAAUAGCUAAGCAGUUGAAGGCGAAGGGUGAAGCUGAACCACUACUAGUGAAAUGGACUGGUGAUAUCAGACGCCACGAGAAUGGCUCGCGUAAAAUUAAGCUGAAACAGUCAGUGAAUGAGGGAAAGGAGCUAUUUGCACUAGAAAACGUACGUACAGUGUCGGAACUAGUGUUACCGAAACAAAGUAUGCGGUUUGCUGAUGUUUCGGCGUGGUAUCUGCAUCUGGCUGGCAUACCGGUGGCCGAUCAUUCGUCGGAAGAGCCGGCAAUCUUGAUAGGGCUUGAUAAUUUGCAUCUUUUCGCACCGCUAGAGUCACGAGUUGGUAAAGAUGAUGAGCCAAUUGCCGUGCGGUCGAAGUUGGGUUGUACAGUAUAUGGUCCGGGACAUCGAAAAUCAAGUGCUGAAACGUUCCUCAAUCUUCAUUCAAUAAAACCAGCAACUAAUCAGGAACUGCAUGAUAUGAUCCGGAUGCAGUACGCGCUAGAUGAAGCAGGAGUCACCUCUUUCAGAGUACCGGAGUCAGUGGAGGACCAACGAGCUCAAGCGAUCCUACAAUCAACAACGACUCGGGUCGGUGAUCGUUUUCAAACAGGACUCCUGUGGCGAGAGGACGAAAGAUGUUUUCCUGACAGUUAUCCGAUGGCUGUACGUAGGAUGAAGGCGUUGGAGAGAAAGCUGGAAAGAGACCCCAAAUUGAAGCAGAACGUGUGUAAGCAAAUUAGUGAAUACCAAGUCAAAGGGUACGCACACCGAGCAACGAUGCAAGAGUUGACGGAAAUACUACGGUCAGCUGUUUGGUACUUGCCGCUCAAGGUAGUUUUGAACCCUCGAAAGCCUGACAAGGUCCGCUUAGUAUGGGAUGCUGCAGCAUCUGUCGAGGGAGUAUCGUUGAAUACGGAGUUGCUAAAGGGACCAGAUCUACUGGUUUCUCUUUCGAGAGUGCUUUGCAGUUUUCGGGAACGGCCGGUAGCGUUCGGAGGAGACAUUGCCGAAAUGUACCACCAGAUCAAAGUCAGACCUGAAGAUAAAUCUGCACAACGAUUUCUGUUCCGUUCUAAUCUGGAUGAACCACCACAGGUAUAUGUGAUGGAUGUGCUCACCUUCGGCUCGACAUGCUCGCCUUGCUCAGCACAAUUCGUAAAGAAUGCAAAUGCUGAGCAAUUCUUGGACGAGUUUCCUGACGCUGCGAAGGCGAUUAUUUAUCGUCACUACGUAGACGAUUAUUACGACAGCGUAGACACGGAAGCGGACGCAAUUAGAAAUGCAAAGGAGGUUCAGCAUAUCCACUACCAGGGCGGAUUCCACAUCAGGAAUUGGGUGUCAAACUCCAAUGCGUUUUUGAAGGAAAUGGGUGAAAGGAAUGCAAGCAGGACGGUAUAUUUCAACCAGAAUAAAGAUACGGAUUACGAACGUAUUUUAGGUAUCAUGUGGAAUCCGAAACAAGAUGUAUUUUUGUUUGCCACAUCGUCUAACGUUGGACUUCAAGAAGUUGUGCAAAGCCGUUCCCGACCGACUAAAAGGAAAGUACUCAGUUGUGUGAUGUCCCUCUUCGACCCGCUAGGGCUUUUGUCGCCAUUCACAGUGCUGGGAAGGAUGUUGGUACAAGAUAUUUGGCGAACGGGUUGCCAAUGGGACGAUCUUAUAGACGACGUGUCCUACCAGAAAUGGAUUCGUUGGUCGCAAUUGCUAUCGAGCAUUGAACGGUUUAAAGUUCCGCGAUCCUAUUUCGGUGCUGCAAAGGCAAGCGAAAUUGAGGAUAUGCAGCUUCAUAUCUUCACAGAUGCUAGUGAGACAGCUUACGGUUGUGUGGCGUAUUUGCGAGCAGUAAUCAGAGGUGAAGUUAAGUGUGCUUUGGUGAUGAGCCGCGCGAAAGUGGCCCCACUAAAGCAAGUAUCGAUCCCACGGUUGGAGCUUCUAGGUGCAGUUUUAGGAGCGCGUUUAGUACGAACGGUGCACGAAAGUCAUAGCUUCCAAAUUAACAAACAGUUUAUUUGGACCGAUUCGCAGACAGUGCUGUCUUGGAUCCGGUCCGAUCAACGCAGAUACAAGCAAUUUGUUGGGUUCAGAAUUGGAGAGAUCCUGAGCCUAACGAAACUCACAGAAUGGUUUUGGGUACCAACGAAGUUGAAUGUAGCUGAUCAGUUAACCAAAUGGAGUAACGACUUCGAUCUUCUCUCAGACAGUACAUGGGUUAACAGUCCAAGGUUUUUGUACCAGGCAGUGGAAGAUUGGCCAAUGAAGAACUUGCCACCAGCAAAUACGACAGAGGAGCUACGGGUCCAUCUACUUCUGCAAGACGUAGUUGUACCGGAAAGUUUCAUCGACUUCCGUCGAUUUUCCAAGUGGACCGUGCUUGUCCGAACCAUGGCUACGGUGCAUCGAUUCGCGACGAAUUGUCGGAAAAAGUCCGAGGGAUUGCCGAUUGAAACGCUGAAAGCAACGCCAAAUCAGAGAAAGUUGAUGGUCACAUGUACAAUUCCAUCAAGGCGUGUACCAUUACAGCAGGAGGAAUAUCAGAAAGCAGAACGAGCACUAUUGAAGAUAGCACAGCUAGAUGCUUACAGGGACGAGUUGGCGGUUUUGCUGCGCAACAAGGAGCGGCCAAUCAGCGAGUGGCUGACUAUCGAAAAAUCAAGUGUGCUAUACAGGCUGACUCCUCUGAUCGAAGAAGAUGGGCUGAUUCGCAUGGAAGGGCGCGCGGCGAAUGCGGAGUUCCUCCCCUUUGACUUGCGAUUUCCAAUCAUCGUACCGGAUGAUCAUCCGAUUGCGAAGUUGAUAGUGCAACACUAUCAUGAAAGGUUUGGCCACAUGUAUAGGGAAACAGUUAAGAACGAGUUGAAGCAGCGGUUUCACAUACCAAAAGUCAAUGCAGUAAUACGGAAAGUGUCAACGUCAUGUCAAUGGUGCAGGGUGCGCCGCAGUCGUCCACAAGCUCCACGGAUGGCACCAUUGCCGGUACAAAGGUUGACUCCAAAUAUUCGACCAUUCAGCCAUGUUGGAGUCGACUAUCUGGGUCCAUUCGAGGUAACGGUCGGUCGCAGAAAGGAAAAGCGGUGGGUCGUAUUGUUCACCUGUAUGGUAGUUAGAGCCGUGCAUGUAGAAGUGGCGCAUAGUUUGACGACGCAGUCAUGCUUGAUGACGAUUCGACGGUUUGUGUGUCGUAGAGGACCUCCCAGCGAAUUCUUCUCGGACAACGGCACGAAUUUGCGAGGAACGAGUAAAGAAGUCAUUAGCAUGAUGCAAACCAUUGGACUGGAUUGUGCCGACGAAUUCACGAAUGCGAGAACUAAAUGGACGUUUAAUCCACCCGCCACACCGCAUAUGGGUGGUGUGUGGGAGCGGCUUGUUCGGUCCAUCAAGGACGCACUGGAGGCGUUGAACGACGGUCGGCGAGUGACUGACGAAAUUUUGCAGACGUCCAUUAUUGAAGCGGAAGAGAUGGUGAAUUCUCGUCCACUCAUCUAUAAUUCAGAGCAGUCACUGGAAGCAGACGCACUAACUCCACACAAUUUCUUGCGGGGCGUUUCUCCAAAUGAACCACAUGCAACCCCACCUCCAGUAAAUGCAGCAGAAGCCUUGCGGGAUUCCUACAAACGGUCCCAACAAAUUGCAGACGAGAUGUGGAAGAGGUGGGUUAAGGAAUACGUACCGUCAGUGAAUCAAAGAACGAAGUAG